Messenger RNA from Solanum stenotomum, 758 nucleotides. RefSeq lists its product as uncharacterized. The transcript has a single exon. The record is from RefSeq and is a predicted model, not a curated record. Lineage: Eukaryota; Viridiplantae; Streptophyta; Magnoliopsida; Solanales; Solanaceae. The coding region runs from base 46 to 501 and encodes 151 amino acids.
GUCCCAAACAUUUUCAUUCUUGAGAGAUCUAAAUAGAACCAAAGAAUGGAAGAGUUUAAUAGCAACAGAAACAAAGGAAAAACAGAGAAAGAUGGAGACUUUGAAGAAGAAGAUGUAUGGGGUUAUGUGCAUGAAAGAGAUUCAUCAAGAGUGAUUCCUCCAAGAGGAAAAAGUAAUAAGUGUAUGUUACAUAAAUCAUCAAGUCCUGUUGAGAUUCCAGAAUGGUCCAAGAAUAGCAAUAAACAGAAAUCAAGAAGAGUUAGAACAGAGGAUGGUUCUUCUUUCUCAUCAGUUACUUAUUCUGGAAAUGUCGAAGAAGAAGAAGAAGAUGAUGAUUAUGGUGAUGGAAUAGUGCCACCACAUGAAUAUAUAGCAAGAAGAGUAGCAAGAAAUCAAAUAGCUUCAUUUUCAAUGAUGGAAGGAGUUGGAAGAACUCUUAAGGGAAGGGACCUUAGCAAAUUAAGGAAUGCCAUUUUAACUAAGACAGGUUUCUUGGAAUAGCUAGCUAGCUACUUAAUACUAUUAUCAACUAACAAAAUUAGGCCAUCCAUCUUCAUCAAUCAUCACAUGUUAUUAUCAUUUUUUAGUAUCAUUAGAUUACUACUCAUUAUGUUUUAAGUAUGGCCUUCUUAUUUUUAGCAGAGAUGCAAUUUUGGGAUUUAUUUUUUUUUAUUGGAGGAAAAAGAAAGGCAGGCUCUGGGAUUUUGUUUGGGAGGUUUAUAGGAGUAUAUGCUUUUGUAUUCGGUAUAUAUGAUAUA